Molecule: messenger RNA, 1860 nt
Organism: Dovyalis caffra
Lineage: Eukaryota; Viridiplantae; Streptophyta; Magnoliopsida; Malpighiales; Salicaceae
Source: the annotation of a GenBank genome assembly
AUGGGCAAAGAGGUACGUAAAGCAACAAACGAGCCCUCAUCAAGGGCCACCCCUGUUCCGCCUUUCUCCAGUAAGCACGACGCCUUCUUUGACUCGAUCACUUAUCGUUGGAAUUCUUUGUUUCAGCCUUACAAGAACAAACUCCAUAUACGAGGAGGAGGAGCAGAAGAAGAAGAAGAAGAAGAUAGAUCUGCAUUUAUCAAGGUUUGUUCUUCCUUCUCCCCAUUUGUCUGGGUGUUUUUUUUAUGUUUGAUUCUUGCUCAAAGGCACAUACAAGAUUUUCAAAGCUUCGGUAUAUUUAGCUUAGUGUCUUCAAAUCAUUUUCAACAUCUUGAUCUUUGUGGUCUUAAGAUGACAGAUGGUGGUCCAAGGUAUACCGUUGACGAUGCUAUUCUUGCCAUGGGGUUUGGAAAAUUUCAAUACUUUGUGCUACUCUAUGCUGGCAUGGGUUGGGUUUCAGAAGCCAUGGAGAUGAUGAUUCUGUCAUUUAUAGGACCAGCAGUUAAGUCUGAUUGGAAUCUUACUUCUCAUCAAGAGUCUCUAAUAACCAGCGUGGUUUUUGCUGGAAUGCUGGUUGGAGCUUAUUCAUGGGGUAUAGUUUCAGACAGAUAUGGAAGAAGGAAAGGUUUCUUGGUUACAGCAAUAAUCACUUCUGGAGCUGGUUUUCUAAGUGCUUUUGCCCCGAAUUAUCCUGUAUUGCUUAUUUCUCGUUGCUUGGUUGGUCUUGGUCUUGGGGGUGGUCCUGUACUCUUAGCUUGGUUUUUAGAGUUUGUACCUGCACCAAACAGAGGCACUUGGAUGGUGAUUUUCUCUGCAUUCUGGACAUUUGGAGCAAUCUUUGAGGCUGCACUGGCAUGGAUUAUUAUGCCUAGACUAAAUUGGAGGUGGCUACUGGGGAUAUCUGCUUUGCCUUCAUUCCUUCUCCUAGUAUUUUAUGUCGCGACACCAGAAUCACCUAGGUAUUUCUGCUUGAAAGGACGAAAAAGUGAUGCCCUCAGAGUUUUGGAGAAAAUAGGCAAACAAAAUAGAAAAGAAUUGCCUCUCGGUGUUCUUGCUACUGAUAAUGAAAUUGAGCUACAAGGAAAGAUUCUUCCUACAGAAGGCACAAUUUCACAGCCAGCAAGUACAGAGGGAGAUGUUGCUCCUCCUAAGUGGAAGGAUUCUGACUUGGGAGUCUUAAAAUCUCUGUUAAUGCUUCUUUCACCAAAAUUACUUAAGUCAACCCUGCUUUUGUGGGUGGUGUUCUUUGGGAAUGCAUUUUCAUACUAUGGCCUCGUGUUGCUGACAACUGAGUUGAACAAUAGGAACAAUACAUGCAAUCACCCUAAAGCGCAGUCACAUAAGUCUUCUGAUGUUGAUUACAAAGAUGUCUUAAUCACUACUUUUGCAGAAUUUCCGGGGCUCAUUGUUUCAGCUCUCAUAGUUGAUAAGAUUGGUCGUAAACUUUCAAUGGCGGGUAUGUUCUUUGUGGCCUGCAUCUUCCUGCUGCCAUUGGUAGUUCAUCAGUCACCAACUGUAACAACAGUUCUUCUCUUUGGUGCUCGAAUAUGCAUCACAGGAACCUUCACUAUUGUCUACAUAUAUGCUCCAGAGAUUUACCCAACCUCAGUAAGAUCAACUGGUAUUGGAGUUGCAAGCUCAAUGGGAAGAAUUGGGGGAAUGAUUUGCCCUGUUGUGGCAGUAAGUUUGGUGCAAGGAUGUCAUCAGACAGUAGCCCUUAUUCUUUUUGUGUGCAUAAUAUUUGUAUCAGGAUGCUGUGUAAUGCUGUUUCCAUUUGAAACCAAGGGUAUUGAAUUGACCGAGAGUGUAUCCAGUACGAAAAAUGAAAAGCCAAAGGCUGUGAAACAGGAAGAGCCUUGA